Mya arenaria is the source of this 804-nucleotide messenger RNA. RefSeq lists its product as uncharacterized. The record is from RefSeq and is a predicted model, not a curated record. Bases 304 to 678 code for a protein of 124 amino acids. Lineage: Eukaryota; Metazoa; Mollusca; Bivalvia; Myida; Myidae. The transcript is spliced from 2 exons.
GUUAACUAUUCUUGCAAUUAUCCCACAUACAUAGUCUUAAGAUAAGGUCCAAAUUACCAAGUAUUUGGUUUCGAUUGUAUAACAAUCCACUUAUAUUUGAUAUUUGGUAAGUUUACGGAAAAUUACUCGGUGUACGUGCGUAAGAAUUAUUUUUGAGCCAUUGCAUCAGCUGGAAACCCAGCAAAUAUAUUCUUUUCAAAAACCAUUUUAAGAAUGAUGUUCAGUAGAAAUUACUAAUCUCCACGGUUGAAUGAAUAGCUUUCACGUGAAUAUCAUUGUACCACAAAGAAGUCAGACAGGGACAUGAGCAACAUGAAUUUUUCUCAAAGAAACAGUUCAAGUUCAUCAUCUGAAGAGGAGGAUAAUGGGAAGGAAAAGCACUAUGACAGCAAAUGCAAAUACGAACGAAUCAUAGGUGUUGUCGACAGAAUGGAAUGCGUAUUCCUCGUCCGAAUAUGCAAAUGCAAGAUGUAUCCCGACAAAUCAUAUGUUAUUGAACGGAAAUGCUUUUCUGAACAAGACGGAGUUGAAGUGCACUUCAGAGAAUCAUGCGAAUGGCAAAUGAAGCAAACGUCAUACGGAACAACCGUCUACAAACUAAAGCGCGACUGCAAAUGCAGACAACCACAGACAGCUUCUGGUGUGAGCAGCAUGAACUAUGUUCCCUCGGCAUACUGAUUGAAAUGGACGAGUUGUUCCAUCCACAAUUGAAAAUUACUGGGAGGACCAACAAGGAUCAGGGAACGCACCAACUAUUUGUCGUUAAUACCCUGUAUUCUAUAGAAAAUAAAUCCUUUAAAAUAA